Messenger RNA from Coccinella septempunctata (seven-spotted ladybird), 622 nucleotides. RefSeq lists its product as uncharacterized. The record is from RefSeq and is a predicted model, not a curated record. The coding region runs from base 158 to 622 and encodes 154 amino acids. Lineage: Eukaryota; Metazoa; Arthropoda; Insecta; Coleoptera; Coccinellidae. The transcript has 4 exons.
UAUAGAUGCUAUUGCUUGUUCUCCGAAGAGAAGGUAAAACUUGUAUUUAUUGUUACAUUGCAGACUAACCAUAUUUUGUGUAAUUUUUGUUUUCAGUGUUGAAAAUAUUGAAUCUCCUGUUGUAAAACUGGAACAACCAGUUGAAAAGUUCGAUUUAAUGCCUUCCAGCUCUACCGAGAAACCAACUUCAUCUAAAAUUAGAAGGGGAAGAAAGAGGGCUUAUGUGGGAGAAAUACAUACCAGUGAUUUUUCUACACCUGAGAAAAGGAAAAGGAAUAUGAAUAUUAUAAGGAAGAGAGUACAGAGCCAAAAUAAAAAGAUUCGCAUAUUACAGCAGUCUGUUCGAAGGAUGAAGCAUAAAAUAACCUCCAUGAAAACAUUGCUAGACUAUUUGAGAGAAAAAUCGCUUAUAUCAGAAUCUGCCGAAGUAACUAUAUCUGCAUCUGUCAAUCCUGGAGCUGCAAGUGAUUUAUUCCAAAGAAUGUUGAAAGGAAAGCGUAGCCAAAAAUAUAAUCCAACAUUGAGAGCCUUUGCAUUAACUUUGGCCUUCUAUUCACCAAAAGGGUACAAUUUUGUUAGAAAAACCUUCACCAACAUCCAGGAUUCACAAAUGAAGCAUUAA